UUUGUGUCGCUGAGAUCAGCGCGUCAGUUGCUCCGGUUGUCUCGCGCUGUCGUCUGUCCCUGCUGUCCCUGUCUGCCCAUACUAAACUGCACCUGGAGGUCUUACAUACCAGAAGAAAUACCUGGAGACGCAUACACCGAAAUGGGACGCAAGGAGGCUGACUACGAUUGGAAGAAAAGCACGGACAACAUUCAAGAUGUUUUUGACUUCAUAGAGGUGCUUGGAUCGGGAGCAUUCUCUGAGGUGUUCAUGGUGAAGGAGAGGAAAACAGGAAAGCUGUCUGCCAUUAAGUGUGUGAAGAAAAAGAACAAAAGAGACAUCCAUUUGGAGAAUGAGAUUGCUGUGUUAAGGAGGAUCAAACAUGACAAUGUGGUGGGGUUGGAAGAUCUCUACGAAAGCCGAACUCAUUACUACCUUGUCAUGCAGCUCGUUUCAGGUGGUGAACUUUUUGAUCGGAUCCUUGACCGGGGAGUGUACUCAGAGAAGGAUGCUAGCUUAGUGAUAAGGCAGGUUCUCGAUGGAGUUAACUACCUGCAUAAGAAUGGCAUAGUUCAUCGUGAUCUCAAGCCUGAGAACUUGUUGUACUUCAGUCCAGACGAGAAGUCCAAAAUAAUGAUCAGCGAUUUUGGACUUUCGAAGGAGGAGGACAAGGGCAUCAUGUCCACAGCCUGUGGUACCCCAGGCUAUGUGGCUCCAGAGGUGUUAGCGCAGAAGCCCUACAGUAAAGCUGUCGACUGCUGGUCCAUUGGAGUUAUUACCUAUAUACUCCUCUGUGGAUAUCCUCCAUUUUACGAGGAAUCAGAGACUCGUCUUUUCUCGAAGAUCAUGAAAGCCCAGUACGAGUUUGACUCUCCCUUCUGGGACGACAUCUCAGAAUCUGCGAAAGACUUUAUCCGAAACAUGAUGCAGAAGAAUCCUAAUUUGCGCUACACAACAGACCAAGCACUUAGACAUCCCUGGAUCAUUGGAAAGACCGCCCAAAGUCGUGAUAUCUACCAGUCCGUCAGUGUGCAAAUCCAGAAGAACUUUGCCAAAUCCAAGUGGAAGCAAGCUUUCAAUGCUACAGUGGCCAUCAACCAUAUGAAGAAACUACAGCUUGCUCAUGGUGAGGCGUCAGUCAAACGGAUCCAGGCACAGAUUCAACUGCCUGAUAUUAAAAUCAUUUCAACAUCUAACCCCGAACAAACAGACAACGAUCUGGUCCAUGACAGUCUGGAACCCAAUGGCAGUCUGCCUUACAGUCAUAUAACACUGCCACCCGUUUCCUUGGAAACAAAGGCUCAGUACCUACUGCCGAAGGUCAGCCAUAGUGUUACGCUCACAGUCACGGAGAAGAGCAAGCAUGUGUACCACUCCGAGCCAGGAAACCUGAACGGGUAUGAGAAGACAGAUACCAGCAGCAAUGGGGAGAAGCUUCAGACAGGUGUCUGUUGUGUCAUGUAACUGGACAUUUGCAGCAUUAUGAGUGGACGUUAACAGAUGUGUGACCAGUCUCAUGGCCACUGGCUGCUUGAAGUUGGCAUGCUUGCUGCUUUGGGCUUUGGCUCUUUUGGGAUUUGGAGUGAUUACAAGACAGCUGACGUUUUGGUUGUCGACAUCACAAAUGUAUUGGAGUUGAGAGGAGUGCCUCCGUGUCAUUAAUGCACAUGCGUAGACAUGACUAUACAUAUGAAAAUGUACAUGGAAAAAGACAUGUAGUACUCUCUGAAAGCAGAACACCAUGCUUAAGCACCUGCUUGUAUUAUAACACAAAAAGCUGGUUCCUCAAGACUGAUGUAACUUUAGCCCUGUGUAUUAUUUCCAUAAAGGUCACUGAUCACUACAUUUAAUCAUCCAGAACGUUUGUGCUUCAUAUUACAUUGAGAGUAUUAGUGAUGUGAAUAUUUUUUUAUUAUUUAUUUCCCAAUAGUUUCGCUCUGAACUGUUUAGGCCCACCCCUGGUUUAUGUAUAAGAGAAAAUAUUAAACUCAUUCAAAGAGAUUCAAUUUCUAAACCAAGAUGGGGAGACUGUAACUUUAAGCUAUUCCUUUUUUCUAUUUCAUUUCAGUAAUAGCUCUUUUUUUUCCCUUUCAUAAUCUACCUUACAGCACAUUUAUUUUUAUAUUAAAAUAUUUAUAUUAUGUACAAGCAGAAUUACAUAUUCUCAUACAUGUAUUUUUAAAAAUACAAUAACCAAUUAUAGUUACUAUUCCCAACACAAUAAAAGAAUGUCUAUCUUUUUUAGAUGUAAUUACUUGCCAAUGUACUUGACACUACACAAAAGUGUGCACUUUUUUUGUAAAUAUAUUUGUUAAUUAUCAUAUGAGAUAUACUGUAAAUAAUUGAUAAGUCUAGUAACAUUUCAGGUUUCUCAUGAUGCAUGUUGAUUUCUCAUGAUGUUGUGCAUUAUUUAA
This is a messenger RNA of Clarias gariepinus (North African catfish), 2393 nucleotides long. RefSeq names its product calcium/calmodulin-dependent protein kinase IGb (gene camk1gb). Bases 142 to 1443 code for a protein of 433 amino acids. Lineage: Eukaryota; Metazoa; Chordata; Actinopteri; Siluriformes; Clariidae. The transcript is spliced from 13 exons. Gene Ontology annotation, molecular function: calmodulin binding; ATP binding; calcium/calmodulin-dependent protein kinase activity. The record is from RefSeq and is a predicted model, not a curated record. Gene Ontology annotation, biological process: peptidyl-serine phosphorylation. Gene Ontology annotation, cellular component: intracellular anatomical structure.